CUUUUGCAUGACUUUUUCAACACAUGUGUCUGCAGUUACAGAUGAAGUUGCAGAAGAAGCGCUGGUGAGAAGAUGGGUGCGGGUCCUUUAGUCGUUGAACUUGUUGCAGUAUUUGUGCUGACUGCGCUGCUUCUAAACAAGUAUGCUGAUUGGAGAAGGCAUCAUUUUGUUGUUAUGCUGUCAACAUUUGUUGGCUGGUAUUUUUCUUUUAUCAUAAUCUUCGUGCUUCCAUUGGACGUUGCAAUAACAUUCUAUCACAAAUGCGAAGUCGAGCAAGCGCGCCAAAUGAACGAUUCCUCGAUUUCCGAACCCAUACAUUGUGAGCAACCCGGUGGUUAUAUAGCUGACUCGGUGCUGCUUUCACUCUGGAGGAUUGUUUACUGGUCGGCGCAGGUACUCACUUGGCUUGUGCUUCCGUUUAUGCAGAGUUAUGUGAAUGCAGGCGAUUUCACAACUUACGGAAAGAUAAAAGCUGCUCUUUUCAACAAUGCUGUCUAUUAUGGCAUUUAUAUGCUUGCCUUCGCUGUGCUUUUAGUUUACGCUGUCAUCAAAGGAGUCGUGAUCAACUUGUAA
Molecule: messenger RNA, 573 nt
Organism: Cylicocyclus nassatus
Lineage: Eukaryota; Metazoa; Nematoda; Chromadorea; Rhabditida; Strongylidae
Source: the annotation of a GenBank genome assembly